Molecule: messenger RNA, 1817 nt
Organism: Rana temporaria (common frog)
Lineage: Eukaryota; Metazoa; Chordata; Amphibia; Anura; Ranidae
Gene: DDA1
Product: DET1 and DDB1 associated 1
Exons: 5
Coding region: 194-499 (101 amino acids)
Biological process (GO): positive regulation of proteasomal ubiquitin-dependent protein catabolic process
Cellular component (GO): Cul4-RING E3 ubiquitin ligase complex
Source: RefSeq, a predicted model, not a curated record
GAAGGGGGCGGACACAGAGAGCCAGUUAGAGGGCCGGAUCGCUGACAGAUAGGAAAGGAAACCAAUCGGAGACAGCUUUUUCGGGGCCCAGCGUCCAAUGACUGGCGGUUUGGUGUAUAGACGCGCUUUCGGCGAGUUUGUGUGAGCUGGUGAGGCCGGAGGAGCCCGAAAGAGGUGGAGGAGGUAGUUGAAGAUGGCGGAUUUUCUGAAAGGUUUACCAGUGUACAAUGAGAGCAACUUCAGCCGUUUUCACGCAGAUUCUGUGUGCAAAGCUUCAAACAGACGGCCCUCAGUUUACCUCCCCACAAGAGAAUACCCUUCAGACCAAAUCAUAGUAACAGAAAAAACAAAUAUACUCUUGCGUUACCUACACCAACAAUGGGACAAAAAGAAUGCUGCAAAGAAAAGAGACCAGGACCAGUUAGAAAUAGGCGAGACAUCUGCCCCUCCACGAAAGAUUGCCCGUACAGACAGUCAAGAAAUGAAUGAAGACACAUAGGAGCCACUUAAAAUCCUCUUCGUCAACUUUCAGUUCACGUCUCAGUUUUUUCCUCCAUUACAGCACAAGGAUCACCAUGUAUUGUGGCUGGGGAGCAUCACAAACUUUUUUUUUUUUUUUUUGCGUACAUCCCACUUCUGUCCGGAUCUCAUAGGAGCCAAAAUUCUAUUUAUUUCUUCCAGAUUUUAUUUAUGCUGUGCUGAAACUGGUUUGGAGAACAGGUGGUGUUGACAUAUCCCCCCUCAGCUUCUUUUUUGUUUGUUUCUUUUUUUUUAAUCACACCGCCCGCAGCUCACCACAAAGGAGUGCAUAUGUUUUUAACUUCAUUUGUCUUGGUAAUGCUGGACUCUGCUUUAGCCUUUUUGCUGCCAUGAUGGCUGUGACCAAGUGCGGCCAAGGUUUUGCUGGCAGUCAGUGGAUUAAUUUAUGUAAGGAUGCAAGAAAUUUGUUUGCUGGUUUGCUAUCAGCUGCUGACAAAAUCUGCUUCAGUUAAGUUUAAUAAAGUUUUUGCAGGUGUAUAAUUCACAGUACACGGCCACAGUGGAUUUUUAGGAAGGAUAAAGUAGCAUUUGCAUGCAGCCCCCCAAUUUGUUUUUAUCUCAAACAUCGGACACUGUUAUCGAAGAUCUUUUCUUCUGCCGUUUAGAAAGACCAUGCCAUUUUAACUAAUUGUUGGCUAGUCUGUUUUGACUGUUUUCUUGUUCCAUUUUCCCUACUCAAGACCCAAGUAGUGACUGAUGUGCCAUAACAGGGUUUCACAUUCUGUUUCAGAGAUCUCUGCAUGACCAACAUUAUUUUUGUGAAGCAUUGGACUUUGUAUAGCUGUCUUAGAUUAAUCACUGCACUGCAUCAUCAACCCAAAAGCCUUUUUGUGUUUGGUCCACUCCUUAGUAUCACUAACUUAAUGGAGAAGUUGGAUAUUCUCUCUGAUGGAGACUGUUAACAAUUGUAACAUGGACACACUGUAUAUUGACCAGGAUGAUUACCAGUACAAUUACAUGGAAUUUCAACAACGUGACUUGCAUCCCAGCUAAAGAAACUCAAUUAAACAAAUGUCAACCAUCUACAGCUUGACAAUUCUUUUGUAUAUUUUGCUUGUCUUGUUUAAAGUCUAACGCAAAGCAACUGUUUAGCUAUGUGACCCAGAAUGUUCUUGGAGCAAAUUUGACACUCAUAACCCAUAGUUGCCUGAAAGCUCAGAUAGUGCUUCCUGAUUAGAAAUGUUGCCUAGAAAAUUUUUGUUGCACACUAGUCAACCAUGUUCUAUUCUGUGAUAAGGAAUAAUCCUGUGGCCUUCCAAUAAAGUCUCUGAAGCAGA